AUGCUUGUCCUUAAAUCCCUCUUUAUCGAGGACUGGGAUGAGCGCAAUGAAGCAACAAUCGAGGACAGCGAUCGCGAAGCCCUAAAUUUAUUGAAAGAGGAAGAUGGGACGACGUACAACGAGGUACUGGCCAGAUACUCGCCGGAUCAGCAAGAAUUGUUGAACGAAUUUGUUGGUGACGUAUCGGUGACAUCCGUGGCUGAUAAAAUUCACCCUGAUAUCAAUACAGCCAUUGGGUAUCAGCAGAAUGAAAUUCUAAAGGAUGCCGAACAAACGGCGCUGCUCAAAACAGUCCCUGUACCUGGUGAUAAGCGUACAUAUAAGGAAGUCAAAUUUCCCGUCACCAAUGAUCCUGAAGGACAGUGGCCAGUUCUGACCUACUCAAACGUCACCUUCACUAACUGGGGGGAGACAGUCAGAAAUUUCCCCUUGUAUACUUGUAUUCCAACAACUGUCUAUGGCGUGCAGGGCAUUGUGAAGUAUGCCAAAGCAAAUGGCUACAGUGUCCGCGUUUCCGGUUACCGUCAUUCAUGGUCCCCCAUCUUCGGUCGGGACAGGGGUGAGAAUAAAAAAUUUAUACUUAUCUCUACGUUGAGAUUGGAUCGCGCGGUCCUGGGUCGUAAGCCGAAUUGGGAAGCACUGGGAGCCUACAAAGGUAGAAAAACGGAACUAAAUAAGAUCGAAGCUAUAACCGACGAUUCCAGUGGUCUUCCACCCAAUCAGCAGCUUGUUCGUGUGGGUUGUUCCACCACCAACGAAGACCUGCGAAGGUGGUGUCUCUCAGCAAAGAGCCGCUGGAAAUGGACAUUGCCUCUGAAUGUGAUUAUGGUGGAGAUCACAUGCGGGGGUAGCAAUGGUCCAAUCUGUCAUGGUGCUGGAAUCCAGACGAAGACACUCAGUGACCUUGUCUUUGCAGUUGAAUAUGUGGAUGCGAUGGGCAACGUCCAGACAAUCAGUCGCAAAGACGGGAACAUCCUUUCUGCCGCGAGUGGUUGUUUUGGAUUGUUAGGUGUUGUCACUCGCCUAACUCUUAUUCUCGAUGAGAUGAGUGUUGCGUUCAUGGAGCCGAUGAAAUUACCAGUUAUUGAGGCCAUUCCCCCUCCCCCUGAUGUUAUCGGAAAUCUGCCCCCUAGCCUCAAGAAGGCCUAUGACAAGUACAAGCCGGAGCAAGUUCAACAAUUUGUAAAAGACUUUGAGCGCCGCGCUUUGGACGAGUACUAUGCGGAGUGGUUUUGGUUCCCAUUCCAUAAGCAAAUUUGGGUUAACACAUGGUCUACAAAGCAAGCUGAUCCCGAUGAUGUUCGUGAUUAUCCCUCCGAGAAAGAAAUAUCCCGUCAAAUAAUUCAGAACUUCACGUUGGAGGUCAUGCAGGAGGUGUUGCGACGGCUCAGAAAAUGGUGGCCAACUUGGUCAACUAAGCAAAUCUGUGUGCAAUCCUUUCAGACGGACACAACUUCUAUCCUGACAUGGCUACCCGAUGCACUUCACUUUCGCCGAGGGAUUCAAAAUGCUCGUGUUCGAGACCUUGAAGUGGAAAUACCUCUUCCUACUAGGGAUAACCUUGACAUCGUUCGAAAAGCUUGGUGGCAAGUCAUUACUCUGGCAUACCGGCCUGAGAAUAUUGCUAUUUGUCCAAUGCGAAUGCCCCUUGAAAUGCGCAUCAUGGGGGACAGUAACGUGUUAAUGGCACCGCAGCGUGGUAAUACAAACGGAACCUGUGCUAUUGAAGUCCUGACUCCUUGGUUUAUGGAAGAUGAGUGGCCGCGAUUUGCUCAAGCGGUGCUCGAUGAAUGGAUGAUCCUCCGACAAUGGAACAACCAAACACUCAACAUUAGACCUCAUUGGGCUAAAGAAUGGGUGAAUUUUCAGGUCGACAAUAAGCCUUGGUUGCAAUAUCUUAAAGAAACAAGCUACAGGACAGAAAUACCUGAAUUCAGAGCUCUUCUUGAGAGGAUUGGUCAACAGCAGGGAUGGACUCUGGAUGAAAUGAGGGCGAUGUUCUCAAACCAAGUGCUUGACGAGUUAUUUUUCACAUGA
Talaromyces proteolyticus is the source of this 2037-nucleotide messenger RNA. RefSeq lists its product as uncharacterized. Gene Ontology annotation, molecular function: FAD binding; D-arabinono-1,4-lactone oxidase activity. Lineage: Eukaryota; Fungi; Ascomycota; Eurotiomycetes; Eurotiales; Trichocomaceae. The transcript has 8 exons. The record is from RefSeq and is a predicted model, not a curated record. Gene Ontology annotation, cellular component: mitochondrion; membrane. Bases 1 to 2037 code for a protein of 678 amino acids.